AUGUCUCAUUCUGUACCUGCGAAAGCAAAGCAUGUGAUCGAGUAUCCACUCAACAGCGCAGCGUUUGGCGUUUGGAAGGAGAAGGACUCUACUCGUCAUCGAUUGCAUCGAUACUUCGUCAGAAUACUAGUCGCAGUCACUACUUUAGACGCAAUAGUUUUAAUAGUACCCAGACUAGAAGGAGUACAACAACCAUACGUUUCCACUAAUAGUGGAAAGAACAAGGCACCACUGUCAUCGACUACUUCUUCGUACUUGAGAUCUUUUUCAUGUUCACCUGUUUCUGCAGCUGAACCAGCAGCAUUUGCGCUGUUGGCAACAAAUUUCAAUCGGACUGUGUUACGGAUGAUAGAAAGUGCUUAUGCUCUGCAAGUUCGCAAACCGCUCAUCGAGCUCUCGACGCAACAGCUUGUGUCAUGCGAUCAAACUUCAGCGGUUGCAAUGGAGACCGAGGUUCGAUAUCCUUACCUGUCAGGAACAGAUAAUCAAACGAGGAGCUGCUCUUUCAAUCACACUCGAAUUCACGCAAGUAUUACUGGGCUUUUUCAUAUCACGAUGUCCACUCAACCUACUGCAGACGACGAAAAUGACAUGAUGGUCUAUCUCUAUCCCAAAGGACCGAUAACGGCGUGCCUAAACGCCGUAAACCUUCAAUUUUACUUGCAUACAGAUUUGGAGUCAAUAAAUCUGGGAUUCCCUAUUGGAUUGCGAGAAAUUCGUGAAGUGACGAUUGGGGGUUUUGAAGUCAGUGAUGGCGGCACACCAUUUUGGAUUGUAAGAAAUUCUUGGAGAGACAACUGGGGCGACGGCGGUUACUUUCUUAUUGAACGUAACGUCAACAUGUUUGGUAUCGCUAAAACGGCAUUUGCAGCUUACAUUACACAUUGA
Molecule: messenger RNA, 888 nt
Organism: Corticium candelabrum
Lineage: Eukaryota; Metazoa; Porifera; Homoscleromorpha; Homosclerophorida; Plakinidae
Product: cathepsin L-like
Exons: 6
Coding region: 1-888 (295 amino acids)
Cellular component (GO): lysosome
Molecular function (GO): cysteine-type endopeptidase activity
Source: RefSeq, a predicted model, not a curated record